CGGCCGCGGUCACCACCGGCCCUCCCGGGGCAGGCAGCGCCGACAUGGCCCGGCCGCCGCAGAAGGAGAUCGUCUACAACAAGCUGCUGCCCUACGGCGAGCGCCUGGAGGCCGAGGCCGCCCGCUUCCUGCGGCACAUCAAGGGCAACCUGGCCCGCGCCGUGCAGCUGCAGGAGCUCUGGCCCGGCGGGCUCUUCUGGACCAGGAAGCUCUCGACGUACAUCCGCCUGUACGGGAGGAAGUUCAGCAGGGAGGAUCACGUGCUGUUCAUCAAACUGCUCUACGAGUUGGUGACCAUUCCCAGGCUGGAGAUCAGCAUGAUGCAGGGCUUUGCACGGCUGCUCAUCAACCUGCUGAAGAAAAAAGAGCUGCUUUCCAGGGAUGAUUUGGAGUUGCCAUGGAGACCGCUUUACGAAAUGCUGGAGAGGAUAUUGUACUCCAAGACAGAACAUCUGGGAUUAAAUUGGUUUCCCAAUUCUGUAGAAAGUGUCCUGAAAACGCUUGUGAAGAGCUGCAGACCGUAUUUCCCAGAAGAUGCCACUGGGGAGAUGCUGGAUGAGUGGAGGCCUUUGAUGUGUCCCUUUGAUGUGACCAUGCAGAAGGCAAUCACCUACUUCGAGCUCUUCCUGCCCACCACCCUUCCCCCCGAGCUGCACCACAAGGGCUUCAGGCUUUGGUUUGAUGAAUUUAUAGGCCUUUGGGUGUCGGUUCAGAAUCUUCCCCAGUGGGAAGGGCAUCUGGUGAAUCUCUUUGCUCGCUUGGCCACGGACAACAUCGGGUACAUAGACUGGGAUCCGUAUGUGCCAAAGAUUUUUACUAGGAUUUUGAGGAGUUUAAAUCUUCCAGUGGGGAGCAAUCAGGUUGUUGUUCCAAGGUUCUUAACAAAUGCUUACGAUGUAGGACAUGCAGUCAUGUGGAUCACAGCCAUGAUGGGUGGCCCAAGUAAGCUGGUGCAGAAGCACUUGUCUGGCCUGUUCAACAGCAUUGCCUCUUUCUACCACCCCUCCAACAACGGGCGCUGGCUGAACAAGCUGAUGAAGCUGCUGCAGAGGCUGCCCAGCAGUGUGGUGAGGAGGCUGCACCGCGAGCGCUACAAGAAGGUGACCUGGCUGACUCCUGUGCCCGAGAGCCACAAGCUCACGGACCAGGACGUGACAGACUUCGUGCAGUGCAUCAUCCAGCCCGUUCUCCUGGCCAUGUUCAGUAAAACUGGGAGCCUGGAGGCUGCCCAGGCCCUGCAGAACCUGGCCCUGAUGCGCCCCGAGUUGGUAAUUCCACCUGUGCUUGAGAGCAUGCUACCUCUGCUCAUGAGAGCCCUGCCUGGGGUGGAUCCCAACGACUUCAGCAAGUGUAUGAUCACAUUCCAGUUCAUUGCAACAUUUUCUACUUUGGUGCCUUUAGUAGAUUGUUCAUCUGUAUUGCAAGAGAGGGAUGAUCUUUCAGAGGUGGAAAGAGAACUGUGCUCUGCAUCUGCUGAGUUUGAGGAUUUCGUGCUGCAGUUUAUGGAUAGGUGUUUUGGACUCAUAGAGAGCAGCACACUAGAACAAACCAGAGAGGAGACUGAGACUGAGAAGAUGACUCACCUGGAGAGUCUGGUGGAACUGGGGCUCUCCUCUACUUUCAGUACCAUCCUUACCCAGUGUUCAAAGGACAUCUUUAAGGUUGCCUUGGAGAAGGUUUUUAACUUUGCUGUUUCGAACAUAUUUGAGACGAGAGUCGCCGGUCGGAUGGUCGCCGACAUGUGCCGGGCUGCAGUGAAAUGCCGCCCCGAGGAGUCCCUGAAGCUCUUUGUGCCCCACUGCUGCAACGUUAUAACUCACCUCACAGUCAAUGAUGAUGUGUUACAUGAUGAAGAACUAGACAAGGAGCUGCUUUGGAAUCUUCAGCUUUUGUCAGAGAUCACCCGUGUGGAUGGAAAGCAGCUGCUUGUGUACAGGGAGCAGUUUGGGAAGAUACUGCAGCGCACCCUCCACUUAACCUGUAAGCAGGGUUACAUUCUGUCUUGUAACCUACUGCACCACCUUCUUCGUUCUGCUACACUUAUCUACCCCACAGAGUACUGCAGUGUGCCAGGUGGCUUUGACAAGCCUCUUUCUGAAUACUUUCCUAUCAAGGACUGGGGUAAGCCAGGUGACCUGUGGAACUUGGACAUCCAGUGGCAUGUUCCCUCAUCCGAGGAGAUAAACUUUGCUUUUUAUUUGCUGGAUACUUUCCUGCAGCCUGAGCUCACCAGGCUGGAGCUCUAUGCACUUGGAGAACUGGAGAUGUCCAGAGAUGAUGUGCAGCAGAGUCUUGCCAUUGUGCAUAACUGCCUCAUUGGUUCUGGGAACAUUCUGCCUCCUCUGAAAGGAGAAAGGGUGGCUCAUCUGGUCCCAAGCCUGGUGUCUUUGGAAGAGACAAAACUGUACACUGGUGUUGACUAUGAUUUCUCAAGGGAGAAUUACCGAGAAACAAUCGCAAGGGUUACCAGGAAAUUGCUGCGCUACAUUCUUGAUCAUUCAGAAGAUGACACCAAGUCUCUGUUUCUAAUAAUAAAGAUUAUUAGUGAUGUUUUGCAGUUCCAGGGGUCUCACAAGCACGAGUUUGAUUCGCGAUGGAAAAGCUUUAAUCUGGUGAAAAAAUCCAUGGAGAACAGGCUUCAAGGAAAGAAACAACAUAUCAGAGCUCUGCUGAUUGACAGGGUUAUGUUGCAGCAUGAGCUGAGAACACUAACGAUGGAAGGCUGUGAAUAUAAAACUUCCCACCAGGAGAUGAUCAGGGAUCUUCUGUGUUUGUCCACGAGUUCCUAUGGUCAGGUCAGGAGUAAAGCUCAGCAGGCAUUCUUCACAGCUCUGGGGACCUACAACUUCUGCUGCAGGGACAUCAUUCCCUUGGUUCUGGAGUUCCUGCGUCCCGACCGGCAGGAUGUCACCCAAAAGCAAUUCAAAGGUGCCUUAUAUUGUCUCCUUGGAAAUCACAGCGGGGUGUGCCUGGCAAACCUCCACGACUGGGAUUGCAUUGCACAGACGUGGCCAGCCAUUGUCUCUUCUGGGCUUAGCAAAGCCAUGUCCUUGGAAAAACCAUCCAUAGUCAGACUCUUUGAUGACCUGGCAGAAAAAAUCCAUCGGCAGUACGAGACCAUUGGGCUGGAUUUUGCAGUCCCGGAGAAAUGCAUGGAGGCAGCUGUUCUGCUGCAGAAGUCAGUUCAUCCAGAAUCAGACUUCCCAGGUCUUGGUUCAGAGGAAAUCCAGCUGGGAAUUCAGCGGCAGAAGGAGAAGAGUGCUGAGGCUCUGCGAAACUACGAGAACUUGGUCAACAUGCUGCUGGACUGUGUGGAACAGAGAAACCUGCCCUGGAAGUUCGAGCACAUCAGCAUUGGCUUCUUGUCGCUGCUGCUGAGGGACGACAGGCCCCUGCCCGUGCGGGCCAUCAGGUUCUUUGUGCAGUGUCUCAACCACGAUGCCAUCGUGGUCAGGAAGGUGGCCAUCUCAGCUGUAGCUGGGAUUCUCAAACAGCUCAAGAGAACACACAAGAAAGUGCCCAUCUGCCCUUACGAAAUAAGUGGGAGCCCAAAGCCUUCCAGGAUCCAGGCUGGUGACAGACCCGACAACCAGUGGCUGCACUACAACAGCCAGAGCUUGCCAAAGACCAAGGAAGCUUGGGAAUCAUGUUGUUUUGUGGAGAAAACACACUGGGGGUAUUACACCUGGCCACAAACCAUGACAGUUUAUGCCCCAGCUGAGCAUCAGCCAAAGCUUGGGCGAAGGAGGGAUGAGCUGACAGAGGCAGAACAAAUUAUAUAUGAUCACUUUUCUGAUCCCAAGUUUGUCGAGCAGUUAAUAAAAUUUUUGUCUUUAGAAGACAGGAAAGGAAAGGACAAAUUUAAUCCUCGCAGAUUUUGCCUCUUCAAGGGCCUUUUCAGGAACUUUGAUGAUGCCUUUUUGCCAGUUCUGCAGCCCCACCUGGAGCAGCUGGUCUCAGACUCCCACGAGAGCCCCCAGAGAUGUGUGGCUGAGAUCAUAGCUGGGCUCAUAAGGGGUUCUAAGCACUGGACCUUUGACAAGGUGGAAAAACUUUGGAAGCUCCUGUGUCCCUUGCUCCGAACAGCUUUAUCCAACAUCACAGUGGAGACCUACAAUGACUGGGGCACCUGCAUUGCAACCUCCUGUGAGAGCAGAGAUCCCAGGAAACUGCACUGGUUGUUUGAAUUGCUGCUGGAAUCUCCACUGAGUGGGGAAGGAGGAUCAUUUGUAGACGCCUGCCGACUGUACGUGCUGCAGGGGGGCCUGGCCCAGCAGGAGUGGAGGGUGCCAGAGCUGCUGCACAGGCUGCUCAAGUACCUGGAGCCCAAACUCACCCAGGUUUACAAGAACGUCCGAGAGAGAAUAGGAAGUGUGUUGACCUACAUAUUCAUGAUUGAUGUUUCCUUGCCAAACACUGCUGCAACUAAAUCUCCUCGUGUCCAUGAAUUCACCGCCCGGAUACUUGAAAACCUCAAACCCCUCAUGGAGGCGGAUGAGGAAAUUCAGAACCACGUCAUGGAAGAGAACGGGGUUGGGGAGCAGGAUGAGCGAACUCAGGGCAUUAAACUCUUGAAAACAAUUCUGAAGUGGUUGAUGGCGAGCGCAGGACGGUCUUUCUCUACAGCUGUCACAGAGCAACUCCAGCUCUUACCUUUGUUCUUCAAGAUUGCACCCGUGGAAAACGACAAUAGUUACGAUGAGCUCAAGAGAGAUGCAAAGAUGUGUCUGUCCUUGAUGUCUCAGGGUUUGCUGUAUCCUCAGCAAGUGCCUUUGGUACUUCAGGUGCUAAAACAAACAGCAAGAAGCAAUUCUUGGCACGCCCGUUACACCAUCCUAACCUACCUCCAGACCAUGGUGUUCUACAACCUCUUCAUCUUCCUCAACAACCCCGAGGCCGUCGAUGACAUCAGGUGGUUGGUCAUCCAGCUCCUGGAGGACGAGCAGCUGGAGGUGAGGGAGAUGGCAGCCACCACGCUCAGUGGGCUCCUGCAGUGCAACUUCCUCUCCAUGGACCAGCCCAUGCAGACACACUUCGAGCAGCUCUGCAAGAUGAGGCUGCCCAAGAAGCGGAAGAGGGACCUGGGCUCCGUGGGGGACACCAUUCCUUCGGGGGAGCUGGUGAAGCGCCACGCCGGGGUCCUGGGGCUCAGCGCCUGCAUCCUCUCCAGCCCCUACGACGUGCCCACCUGGAUGCCCCAGCUCCUCAUGGAUCUCAGUGCCCACCUGAACGAUCCUCAGCCCAUCGAGAUGACUGUGAAGAAGACGCUGUCCAACUUCCGCAGGACCCACCACGACAACUGGCAGGAGCACAAGCAGCAGUUCACGGACGACCAGCUCCUGGUGCUCACCGACCUCCUGGUCUCACCCUGCUAUUAUGCAUAGGUUUCUCCCGGGACAAUGAGGAUGCGGGAACUUGUCUGCGAAAUAAAGGAGACUCAAAAGCAACUGAUCAUGUAGAGAACUUUGUGUUGGAAAUCCCGAUGCCUAAUCAAACCCACUUUUAAAAUACAGACAUAAGGACCUGGUUCUACCCCAAAGGAAUUUCACCUCCCCAGGGAGCAGCUGUGGGAGCCCCCCCAGUCCCCUCGUGGCUGCGCUCGUGGGGCCCGAUCGUGAGUUCAUGGCAAGACCCUCCUGGGCCCGCACCACCCAUCACUCUUGUUUCUGCUUCCUUGCACACGGUGACCUCCACUGCACACUUCCCACCCUCUUUUCCUGCCCCCUGUUCCCAGCUGAUUCCAGCGUCACGGAUAUGCAGAACCGGAGAGUGCCGCGCCCCGGAGUUCUCGCAGCGGAGCUCUGCACCCCUCCCCUGCUCAGCACACGAUCCCGGGAGCCUGCCUUCCUCAGAGUUUUAUUUUUCACUCCUGGGAUUUGGGUCUCAUCCAGCCAGCUCAGGGCAGGAUUGCCUUUUUGUACCUUCCUUGUGCAAAUGUAAAUAGCUGAUCCCUGUGCGGUGUGGGUGGUGGCGGGGCAGAGCGCGGGGAGGGACGGCUCUUCCUGCCUGGUCAGGCCUUUGGAGGGAACUUGGCCACAGGUGGAAUAAAAAAAUCUAUGAUUAUCUGCGUAUUUGUGAGGGGAAAAGACUGGUGUCUCCAUGUAAUUAGAGCCCAAUAGGAAAUGAUGGACUGUAAGUGGUGGUUGAACUCACGGAAUGAUAUUGUAUGCACAGUGUGGAAGGGCAGUUUUUAACAGUGUAUUCCCAUAAAGAUUGUCACUGUUUGAGCAAACAUAUCUCGUUUGAAGAUUGUGGAAGCUCUGUGUUUUUUUUGCCUGAAGCUUUGUUCAGAGACUGGUAUGAAUCGGCUGUGUAAUAACCUGUUUAAUAUGUGUUACAUAGUUGUAAAAGACUGUAUAAAUUGUAGAGGCAUUGCAUUGACAAAACAUUGUACAGUUUGCAACCUUUUACAUAACACCAUUGUGAGAUUAAUUUGUAAAGAUUCAUACUUAGAUGUUAAUACAGUAGUGGUUCUGGCUUUUGUAUCGAAUCAAAAUGCCAUCCUUAGUUUUUUUUAAAUUAUUUUCUUUAACGGAAUCUCUUCUGUGUCCGAGAGGCAAGAGAGGCUUUGUUUUGGUUUUUGCCCCAUAUCUCAUUCUGGCCGUGUCUCACUCAGAUCUCACUGCACCACGUGUGUGCUGACAUCACACACCCUGGUGUGAUGCCCUCAUGGAACGGGAGGUACAUGGGAACAGCCCAUCAGCUGGUGUGUGUUCCCUGUUCCCUGCAUGGGAGGGAGCACCCAGACCUUUCUCCGAGCGUGUGACCGAUCCCAGAGUUGGGAGCUCCCGGGGCAGCGUGGGAGCGGUGUGGGCACACGGAUGUACCCCUGUAUAGCGUAGUGCCAAACUCUGAGCUCAGCUGUGUACGUAGUGAAAGACCCAAUAAAUGGACUGUUUGUAACACCUGCA
Molecule: messenger RNA, 6911 nt
Organism: Lepidothrix coronata (blue-crowned manakin)
Lineage: Eukaryota; Metazoa; Chordata; Aves; Passeriformes; Pipridae
Gene: PSME4
Product: proteasome activator subunit 4
Exons: 47
Coding region: 45-5384 (1779 amino acids)
Biological process (GO): proteasomal ubiquitin-independent protein catabolic process
Cellular component (GO): spermatoproteasome complex; cytosol; nucleus
Molecular function (GO): proteasome binding; peptidase activator activity
Source: RefSeq, a predicted model, not a curated record